AUGUGUUUUAAAAAAUUUCUACUACCGGCAGCAGAGACGCUGAAUGAUACAAGUUCCAAAAAUUUCCUAAAUGCAUUAUGGAGAAAGGUUAAGAGUGAUGCAGAUACAGUUGCUCAAUCUCGGAAAAGACGACAAUCGGUUUUCGUACCAGGUGUUCGCCCAGAUAUGAAUACCUAUGACAUCAUUGCCAGCAUCCAUACAGGUAGUGAUCGAGAACAUAGAGGGCCAGCUUUUUUCUCAUGGCACAGAAUUUAUUUACUGCUGUAUGAAGCAGCAUUACAAACAGUUUUGGGACGAGAUGUAACUGUUCCAUCUUGGGACUCCUCAUUAGAUCAAGCCAUGGGAAAUCGACAGAAUAGGACUUCUAUAUUUUCGAACAAAUAUUUUGAGACACCGUUUGGUUAUGUUACCGAAGAUUUGUUUGCAAACUUAACCGGUAAACGAAUUAUCCGUUGUAUUGGUGCAAAAGGAGGUCUUACUUCCAAAAACGCAAUUGCGGCUGUUCUAUCAAGAACAAGCCAUAGUCAGAUUGUACAAGAUGACCAAAGGAGGUAUUUUGUUGAAGGCUAUCACAACAUUGUUCACCGUUGGGUAGACGGAACAAUGGCAGGCAGGACUACUGCUGCAUUUGAUCCUAUGUUUUGGUGUCAUCAUUGUUUUGUUGACUAUGUUUGGGAAUUAUUCAGAAGACGCAUAGGAAAUGCCCCUGCAGAUUAUCCUUUAGGUUUUACGUUGCAUCCUUCAGAGGGUCUAAUGAACCUUAGUAAUUACAGAUACCGACCAAAUCCACCAUUAACAAAUAGAGAAGGUUACAGUAAUAUAUAUGCCCGUCUUCGACGAUAUGCACCCGCGCCAUCAUGUCAAAACCAUUGUUCAAAUAGCCCAGCUCUGUAUUGUGACAGAAAUAGAGACAUAUGUAUCUCUACGGAGAGAGUACAUGACGCACGAUAUGCUCAAGACAGGACUUCCCUAUGUGAUGUUGGUACGAAUCCUAGAGUUAAUGAAAAUAUUACUGCAACAAUAACCUCAUUACAAAUAAUAGAGCAAGCAGUUUUACAAGAUUUUCCGGCUUGCUCUCCCCUUAAAUUGUUUCAGAUAAAUCAAAUCGAUCCAUACGCUCGUGGAACAUCUAUUUAUGAUGUUUAA
Mytilus trossulus (common blue mussel) is the source of this 1146-nucleotide messenger RNA. Its product is annotated as tyrosinase-like protein 1. The coding region runs from base 1 to 1146 and encodes 381 amino acids. Lineage: Eukaryota; Metazoa; Mollusca; Bivalvia; Mytilida; Mytilidae. The transcript is spliced from 3 exons. Gene Ontology annotation, molecular function: oxidoreductase activity. The record is from RefSeq and is a predicted model, not a curated record.